Messenger RNA from Salvelinus fontinalis (brook trout), 1454 nucleotides. It is a transcript of the gene cdc25b, whose product is annotated as cell division cycle 25B. Gene Ontology annotation, cellular component: nucleus; cytoplasm. The record is from RefSeq and is a predicted model, not a curated record. Gene Ontology annotation, molecular function: protein tyrosine phosphatase activity. NCBI's taxonomy places the organism in Eukaryota, Metazoa, Chordata, Actinopteri, Salmoniformes, Salmonidae. Bases 80 to 1411 code for a protein of 443 amino acids. Gene Ontology annotation, biological process: protein dephosphorylation; G2/M transition of mitotic cell cycle; positive regulation of G2/M transition of mitotic cell cycle. The transcript is spliced from 8 exons.
UUCCCCCUUGGACCAUGUGGAUGUUGAGGAGAGGUUUGAGAAGGCCGUUCUGCAGUCUGGGAGAGUUGUCAACGAUAAAAUGCCGAUCCGACGAAUCAACUCUCUACCGUUGAUGUUCGGCUCCAGUCCGGCUCUGAGGAGUCCGGACCCAGAGAGCCAGCAGCAUCGCUACGGGGCCUUCGGACGGUACGGCUCAGUCCAGGAUACAGCCGCCUCCUCUGGGCAGGGCAACAAGGAGAACCAGGAGAAGGGCUUUGAGUUUAAGAAGCCCACCAAGCCAGCGUCACGCUGCCGAAUGAGGUCCUUCCACAGUGGAGGAGGACAGAGCAAGGACUUUGCCCGCCGACCCAACUCUGCCCCGGCCCUCAUGCUGUCCCCACCCUCGUCGCAGCGCCUCAGCUCAUUGGACGACAGCAGCCCCAUGAUCCUGCGUCGUUCCUCCUUGACCUGCUCCCUUAACGAGGAUGACGAUGGUUUCCUUGAAGUUCUGGAUGACUGUGAGGAAGAGGAGAGUGACAUGCCCAUGGGGAUGGUCAGCCUGCUGACCGCUCCGCUAGUGAGGGACAACUCUGCAGCGGACUCGCCGGUGGUUCGGUGUCGGCCGAGGGGUCUGUUCCGCUCCCCCUCCAUGCCCAGUGAGGUGGGCCGCGCCCCCCUCAAGCGCCCUGAGCGUCCCCGGGAUGGGAACACGCCGGUCAGGGUGAAGAGACGACGCAGCCUGGUGGAAACGCACAUCACCACCAUGGACCAGGACGACUGCUCUCUCAGAGAGAUGACGUUCUGUAACCACACUGAGAUUGAGAAGCUGCUGGACACUAGUGAGUCUGACCAGGACAAGGAGCUGAUUGGAGAUUUCACCAAACCCUUUGCCCUGUCCACCGUGGAGGGGAAGCACCAGGACCUGAAAUACAUCACUCCUGAGAUGAUGGUGUCUGCUCUGAGCGGCCAGCUGGACCAUCUAGUCGAGAGGAUGGUGGUGAUUGACUGUCGCUACCCGUAUGAGUUUGAGGGGGGCCACAUCAGAGGGGCCCUGAACCUCCACCAGGAGGAGCAGGUAGAGGAGUACCUCCUACGCACCCCCAUCGCCCCUCUCUCCCCUGACCGCAGGGUCCUCCUCGUCUUCCACUGUGAGUUCUCCUCAGAGCGAGGGCCCAGGAUGUGUCGUUUCGUACGUGAGCGAGACAGGACGAUGAACGAGUACCCUAACCUGCACUACCCAGAAAUCUACAUUCUCAAGGGAGGCUACAAAGAGUUCUUCCCUCACUUCCUGAUGCAGUGUGAGCCCCAGGGGUACCGGCCCAUGCACCAUCAGGACUUUAAAGAGGACCUGAGGAAGUUCAGACUGAAGAGCAGAACCUGGGCUGGGGAGCGCAGCAAGAGAGACCUGUACAGCAGACUGAAGAAGCUGUAGCCCCCCUGUAACCCUACUGCCCCCCCCCUGUAACCCUACUGCC